AGGGGGGCGGAGACAACCGGGAGACUGCUUCUGGUUGACCUCUAGUAAUGUGGGUCCGGGUUAACAACUGUCAGGAAUUCGUAGAUGUUCGUUACCGGAUUCGUCUCGCUUCGCUCUUUACUUCUCUCUAGAUCUAGACGUUUCUUUCUUGAGGUUUCAGCUAAUAUACCUUUUCCUUUGUUCGUUAAAAUAAUAAUAAUAAUUUCCUAGGCUGAUUUUAUUAGGAAAACUGACCCACCCACAUUACCCAGGAGGCACCGCGAACAGACGCUGGUACCGUAUUUCCCAGAGUUCCCUGCAUCUUUCGCAAGCGUUGAAGACGUCGAAGCCAAAAUGGCGACCGGAACAGGCAAGCACAAGCUGCUGAGUACUGGCCCGACAGAGCCAUGGUCCAUCCGAGAGAAGUUGUGUUUAGCAUCUUCUGUUAUGAGGAGUGGAGAUCAGAACUGGGUAUCAGUUAGCAGAGCGAUCAAGCCUUUUGCAGAACCUGGCCGGCCUCCAGACUGGUUUUCUCAAAAACAUUGUGCUUCUCAGUAUUCAGAGCUCUUAGAGACUACUGAGACUCCAAAACGGAAACGUGGUGAGAAAGGAGAAGUGGUAGAAACUGUUGAAGAUGUUAUUGUUCGGAAACUGACUGCUGAGAGAGUUGAGGAACUGAAGAAGGUGAUCAAGGAAACACAGGAGAGAUACAGGCGACUAAAAAGAGAUGCUGAACUAAUUCAAGCUGGACACAUGGACAGCAGACUGGAUGAGCUUUGCAAUGACAUUGCAAUGAAGAAGAAAUUGGAGGAAGAAGAGGCUGAAGUAAAAAGGAAGGCUACAGAUGCUGCAUACCAGGCUCGGCAAGCAGUAAAAACACCUCCUCGAAGGCUACCAACUGUGAUGGUCCGUUCACCUAUAGAUUCUGCCUCCCCAGGAGGUGAUUAUCCACUUGGAGACUUGACUCCAAACACUAUGGAAGAGGCUACCUCUGGGGUAACCCCUGGGACUUUGCCGAGUACCCCAGUCACCUCGUUUCCUGGGAUUCCUGACACCCUUCCUCCAGGCUCUGCACCCUUAGAAGCCCCCAUGACCCCAGUAACAGAUGAUUCACCCCAGAAAAAGAUGCUUGGACAGAAAGCAACUCCACCCCCCUCCCCUCUGCUGUCAGAGCUCUUGAAGAAGGGCAGCCUCCUGCCUACUAGCCCCAGACUGGUCAAUGAGAGUGAGAUGUCUGGCCACCUGAACAGCACAGGUGUUCUCCUGGAGGUAGGCGGGGUUCUUCCCAUGAUACAUGGUGGGGAGAUACAGCCAACAACCAGUGCCGUUGCAGCCUCCCCUGCUGCCUCAGGUGCUCCCACUCUUUCCCGGCUUUUAGAAGCUGGUCCUACACAGUUCACCACUCCUCUUCCUUCCUUCACUACUGUUGCCAGUGAGCCUCCAGUUAAACUUGUGCCACCCCCUGUAGAGUCUGUGUCCCAGGCUACCAUUGUCAUGAUGCCUGCGCUGCCAACACCAUCCUCUGCUCCGGCUGGCUCCACUCCUGAAAAUGUAGCUCCAGUGAGUCAGCCUGACCCCUGUGUUCCCUGUGAUGCCGUGGGGGAUCCACAUACUGUGACUGUUUCCAUGGAUAGCAGUGAAAUCUCCAUGAUCAUUAAUUCUAUCAAAGAAGAGUGUUUCCGAUCAGGGGUAGCAGAGGCUCCUGGUGGAUCAAAGGCUCCAAGCAUAGAUGGAAAGGAAGAUUUAGAUCUGGCUGAGAAGAUGGAUAUUGCUGUGUCUUACACAGGUGAAGAGUUGGAUUUUGAAACAGUUGGAGACAUUAUUGCCAUCAUUGAAGACAAGGUCGAUGAUCACCCUGAAGUGCUGGAUGUGGCAGCUGUAGAAGCAGCACUAUCAUUCUGUGAAGAAAAUGAUGAUCCGCAGUCCCUACCUGGCCCUUGGGAACACCCUAUCCAGCAGGAGCGGGAAAAGCCAGCACCUCUUCCGGCACCAGAAAUGACAGUCAAACAAGAGAGACUAGACUUUGAGGAAACAGAAAACAAAGGCAUCCAUGACCUGGUAGACAUCAGGGAAUCAGGUGUUGAGAUUAAGAUGGAACCUGCAGAGCCAGAGCCAGGCAUGUCAGGGGCUGAGAUAGUAGCUGGAGUUGGUCCAGUCUCAAGUAUGGCACCACCAGAACUCAGGAGUCAAGACUUAGAUGAAGAACCUAGAAGUUCUGCAGGUGGAGAGAUUGGUGAAACAGAUGGUUCCAGUGGGAAAGACGAUGAGAUGCCACUUUCAACUGUGAAGACAGAGGCAUCUCCUGAAAGCUUGUUGUCUCCAUCACAUGGUUCAAAUCCAAUUGAAGAUCCUUUAGAGGAUCCGCACAAAUUUGAAAUAUCAGACUCAUUGAAAGAAGAAUCAGGGACUAUUUUUGGAAGCCAGAUAAAGGAUGCUCCAGGUGAUGAGGAGGAAGAAGAUGGAGUCAGUGAAGUAGCUAGCCUAGAGGAGCCUAAGGAAGAGGAUCAAGGAGAAGGCUAUUUGUCUGAGAUGGAUAAUGAACCCCCUGUGAGCGAAAGUGAUGAUGGCUUUAGCAUACAUAAUGCUACACUGCAGUCACACACACUGGCAGACUCUAUCCCAAGUAGCCCUGCCUCUUCACAGUUCUCUGUGUGCAGUGAAGACCAAGAAGCAAUUCAGGCUCAGAAAAUAUGGAAGAAAGCCAUUAUGCUUGUGUGGAGGGCUGCAGCAAAUCAUAGGUAUGCCAAUGUGUUCCUGCAACCUGUUACAGAUGACAUAGCACCUGGCUACCAUAGCAUUGUGCAGAGACCUAUGGAUUUGUCAACCAUUAAGAAAAACAUUGAAAAUGGACUGAUCCGCAGCACAGCUGAGUUUCAGCGUGACAUCAUGCUGAUGUUUCAGAAUGCUGUUAUGUAUAAUAGCUCAGACCAUGAUGUAUAUCACAUGGCAGUAGAGAUGCAGAGAGAUGUCCUGGAACAGAUCCAGCAAUUCUUGGCCACACAGUUGAUUAUGCAAACAUCUGAAUCUGGAAUCAGUGCUAAGAGUCUUCGGGGGAGAGAUUCUACCCGAAAACAAGAUGCUUCAGAGAAGGACAGUGUCCCCAUGGGCUCUCCUGCCUUCCUUCUCUCUCUCUUUGAUGGGGGAACCAGGGGACGCCGCUGUGCCAUUGAAGCAGACAUGAAGAUGAAGAAGUGAAACCUCAGAGUUCCCUCUUUGAGCUGAACCUGAACUGGGAAUAAACAAGACAUAGCUUGGGGCUUGUGGGCUCAGAUCCACAUUUGAUCUUAGUCAAAAGGCUGAGAAGCAGUUAUGGGUCCAGAAGAGAAGGUGCCUGGGCCAAAUGACAUGAGUUGAGAAAAUCUCUUUUCAGAGAGUUGGAGUAGCACAAUUGCCCGUUUUAGGGCAAAAAUCAUGGGCUGUGUUAAUGCCCUACUGUGUAGCUAGCAGAUUGUAGCUAAUUUGUACUGUCUUGUGAAGUGUACAGACUUUUUUAAAGAAUAAACCUGUGAAGUGUGUGUAUAUAACAAACA
Messenger RNA from Microtus ochrogaster (prairie vole), 3509 nucleotides. RefSeq names its product bromodomain containing 8 (gene Brd8). Lineage: Eukaryota; Metazoa; Chordata; Mammalia; Rodentia; Cricetidae. Gene Ontology annotation, molecular function: protein binding. The record is from RefSeq and is a predicted model, not a curated record. Gene Ontology annotation, cellular component: NuA4 histone acetyltransferase complex.